UUGAGGGGGGAUCAAGCAGAGGACUGACGGGAACCGAAAGUUGCCAUGAGGAGGUUCCAUACAUGAGAACAGUAGGGCGACAGUAGUAGCGAGAAACCACAAUUCUUGGACGGGAUCACAUUGCGCUGUGUGCUCGAUCCGGCUCGACCCGGCGCCUCUCGCAUCUUUCGAAGACUGCGAUCUUGAGAGUUCUGUGGGUCGCUAUCAACGAGACUUCUGACGUCGUUUUGCUUGGGUCCCUGUAAUCGAAAUUAUCAACAUGCCUGUGCGGCAACUUUUGGAAGUAGGAUCGCCUGGCCCAGUGCGCUACAUUGUGGGAGCGUUGAUUAUGAUGAUCGGAGUUGUGCUUCCGGUCGGGUUUAUGAUGUUCAGAACUAAGCGAGUGCCAAGCUCCUCCGGAUACUCAAAGCAGACUUUCUUAUAGGUGGGACGAAAGUUGAGAGAGGCACAAACUUGAAUGGAAACAUGUGUUUGAAUGUUCUUAUGUUGCCCUGGCAGCCAUGAAAAGCCCAGUCAUGAUCAAUAUAUCGGCUUCAGGCCUAGAGCUGUCCAGUUUCAUAAUCACACGUAUUUAUUUCAUUCUUCCCCUGUAAACUGGCCUUAUUGCCGGAGUUGGUGCUUUCAUACAUAAAGGUCUCGACUUUCGAACCAUACAUAAGGAAGGGAUUUGCAGUGCAAGAGAACAAGUAGUCAAACCCUGGAUGAGAGGCAAUGCGCACAGCUCAUAGUCAAUUGCUAGGAGCGUUUUGAUUUCCGUUGUAUCUCCUGGAAACUAGUUAGUAUCCUUGCACACGUAAAUAGACACCAAGACUUGCUUGGAAUCUCAAUAGGAAAUGAAUCCCUCAGUUGUCACAAUCCAUAUUCUGUUGCAAACGAGGAAUGAAAAGUUCCGGCGGGGCGUAUGGUGAACAGGCGUCUAUAAUUUGGCCAUGAAGUAGACGAGUAUAUGUAAUGAAGAUGGUUUCUUGUCUGAAAAAGGUGAGUACAAAUUGUGUAUAGGAAAUGACGUACCGUAUCCUUAAAGGAGAGAUGGAUGGAGUAUAACUUGUGCACUCUGCGCAAGAGGUACAAAUAUACCCAAAGCCUCGAAAGGACUAGUGACAUUAUUGUAUACGCUAUCGAUUAGAAUUUUUUGAACUGUUGAUUCACUUUGUGUGCUACAAAUCUGGCAAUGUAAAAGUGUUAA
Molecule: messenger RNA, 1186 nt
Organism: Marchantia polymorpha subsp. ruderalis
Lineage: Eukaryota; Viridiplantae; Streptophyta; Marchantiopsida; Marchantiales; Marchantiaceae
Source: the annotation of a GenBank genome assembly